AUGGGUAAAGAAAAAACUCAGCAACUUUUAAUGGAAGAUGAGUUUUUUGAAAUUCGUGUCGCUGGAUUAAUGAAACAACUGGACUUCAAAACCAUUACCACAGCGCCAGAUGGUAUUCCAAACGAAGUUAUUCUUGAGCAAAUUUCACAUAACGCACAUCUUGCGAUUCAAGAGCAAUACGACACCUUAAACCAUAAGGAAAAGAUGCUUUUGGUCGUCAGAUUGAAUUGGCCAUUGUACCCGCACCUCGUUCCUUACCGCGUGUUGUACGCUUACCGAACGAGCUUACAGACGGCGCAGAACAUUACAUUUUAUUGUCAGCGAUUAUCCAACAGCAUAUCAGUGAUUUAUUCCCCGGCAUGA
Oppiella nova is the source of this 363-nucleotide messenger RNA. The record is from the annotation of a GenBank genome assembly. Lineage: Eukaryota; Metazoa; Arthropoda; Arachnida; Sarcoptiformes; Oppiidae.